AUAUUGUGAAAGUAUACAGUCACGAAAUAGAGGAAAAGAAAUAGAUACAGAAGAAGAGUUGACGAAUUUAAAAGUUCCAUUUAGAUCUGAAAAACUGCGUUUGGUUGAAGGUAUAGAGACGCAAAAGUCGUUUCUAUAAUAAAAGGAAGAGUUUUUGUUGAAUUAAACUAAAAUCUGAGCUUUAGGGGAACUAGCAGAACGGGAACUAACUAGAAAGGAAAGGGAAUUAACGUCUCAAGUUCCAUUGAGAUAAAACGGACUUUAUCUGAAGAUUAAACAGUGUCAGUGGGCAGAGGAAAUCGUGAGUUACGAUUUUUGAAGGAACGGACAGAACGGUUUAACAAACGAGAAAUUGAAAACCAUUGCUGGUUAAAAUUCCAGUUGCUACUGGUUAAAAUCAGACUGUAACGAUAUCUCAGUUUAAUAAGGAUUGUCGAGAGUUGGGCGCAAUUGGAAAGAAGAACUGAAACUCAGGAUCGAAUACACGAAAUCGAACAAAGAUCGAGGAGCUUAAAUAGAAACGAACAACCAAUACUGAGGACGAUUCCAUUGGGAAAAAUAUUCUCUCCUCGGGCUAGGAUUACGCUAACGAUAGCUUAGGGGAUAAUUCUGGAAGAGCUAUUGACUACAAGACCAAGGAAGGUCGACUAUAAAGAUUAGUGCAAAGGACGAGAUAUUUAGACAAAACGAAACAGAGAACAAAAACACUCCAGAGGAAAGUACGUUCUACCACUGCAAACACUAUGUUUUCUAAACUUUUCCUUUGCUUGUUAUUGUUCGUGCAUACAGCCAACACGCUGCUUUUUGGAUUAUUCGGUCUACACCGUCGUCUUAAUCACACCGGCACUAAGAUCGGAGCAAGACAGCGAGUGUUGAAUUCACACAAGCGAAUGCCGCAGUACAUGAUACAGUUAUACAAGGAGUUGACGACGGGUGACGACGUUGGAGUGGUGAAGAAAAAGAUGCCUUAUUCUGCGAAUGCUAUAAGAGGACUCAACUCAGGUUAGUGUGUGUUCACUCAAUUAUUUCUCAAACUAAAUCAAUUUUAUUUAUAUACUGGUUAGCUCCAUCAGUUUUAAAUUGGUCUCCCUAGAGGUCUAGUAGUAGGCUAGGUUUAGUAUUUAGGAUAAUCUUAUAUUGAACCAGUACAGGAGGAAACCUAUUAAACUAAACUAACUUUAUUUAUACUCGAUAGCUCUAUCAGUUUUAAACUUCCUAGAGGUCCAGUAAGAACCAUUUCUCAUUGAUCCAGUGUUACUACAGGAGGAAACCUAAACUGAACUAACUUUUUAUUUAUACUCGAUAGCUCUAUCAGUUCUAAACUAGCUGUUCUUCCUAGAAGUCUAGUAAGGUUCAUCUCAUAUUGAUCUUGAGUACAGGGGGAAACCUAAACUAAACUAACUUUAUUUGUACUGGAUGGUUUUAUCAAUUCAGUCUAAACUAUUCUCCGUAGAGGUCGUAGAGCUUAGAGUAAUAAGAUACCAAGAGAAUUCGAUGCUGUUAAAAAAAAUCUACCAAAGCUUCGUUUUUCAACACACUUUUCGGGACAGGCGAUACAUUACUACACGUGACAUUGCCGCACAUUCUUUGCAAUAUAUGUUAAUUAGAGAAAGGAAUUUAUGAAAAAUUGAGGUUUUGUGACUUCAAACGUGGGAGUCGAGUAUAAAGGCAGCAAUUUACAAUAAGCUCGAGUAAUCUAAAACUACUUGAAUGUUCCGAACAAAAUUUGUGCGGAAAUCAUAGAUUGGGAUCUUUGUCAAGCCAUGCAAGAGAUGCCAACAAACGUCAGCACUUAAAUGGUUGAACUUUCUACUCAUUUAAUCGUACGGCAAAGAAUUUAGAAAACCAUUUGGAAAACACAAAUUAAUUGACAUAAUGAAAGUCUAAUAUAUUUAUGGAUCUACAAGAUCUUUCCGAUAACAAACAUAUCCUCCGGCCAUGUUUGACACAAGACGGAAAUAUCCAUAGCGUGACGCAACAUUCUGCUUUGCUCACUUCGGAAGUUUGCGGUUCGUGUAGGUUUGUCUAGUCAUUUAAUUGCUUCUCAUCGUGAUACUGCCAUAAAUGAUAAUAGAUGAAAAUGCAAUAAAUGACAACUGCUAUCUUGCAUUAUCCAUUGCGAAAAUAUUUAUAGGUUUUAGCUAUAUGUAUAUGUAUAGAACAUAUAAAUUACAAAGUUUGUCCAAUCUUGAAGUACAGUACUUAAUUGUCAUUAUACUAGCUGCCAUACGUUCGUGGCUUGUAUCAGUACUGCCUGGAAAAGAUUAAUGACGUUUUAAACGAUGGUAGUUCAGACUGAAAAACUACGACUAAAAUUUAUUGUAGAAUACUAUAACAUGCACUUGACCACCACAUUUGAGAUGUCCUUUUCAGGUCACUUCAGACACAAACCUCGAUAGCUUAUCGUAGAAUAUUACCUACACUGGACCACCACGUUUGACAUAUCUUUUUCAAGUAGUUCAGACACAAACCACGACAGCUUUUAUUUUGAAGAAUACCACCUACACUGAACCACCACGUUUUAGGAAUAUUUUUCAGGGAGCCCAGACACGAAUGAUAGCAGCUUAGCUUUUUUGAACGCUACCUUCACUUGACCCCCACGUUUGAGAAAUUUCCAGGUAGUUAACUACACUUGAGAUAUCUUUUUCAGGUAGUUCAGACACAAUUAAACCACAACAGCUAACUACACAGUCUCUUGACACAGCCUUUUCAGAUAGUAAACUAUAGUUUGUUUUCAAACUGACUCUGGUGGUGAAAUGAUGAAUUAAGUCAUUUGAAGAGAUUAUAUUUUGUUUUUCCUCCUUCUACGAGGACUGCUUUUAAUCAGUUUCCUGCGCCAUUAAUCAUUAUUGAAUGAACACUCAUUUGCUUGGAAUUUCCUCGAUGUUUAAUGACUUUCCUAAUUGCUAGUAUUUACAACUUAACAAAAUAUUUAGCGAUUUUUGUGUUGUUGAACAAUCAAUUAUCACUUGUUACAUGCGUCUCUAGGUAUUCGUCAGUUCCCCCAGAGUGUGUGACGCGUUCACCACGAUGCGGGGGACAACAUGAAAUUUUUCUUAAAUUAAACUACUUUCCUAAGACGUGUUGGUUAAUACGCGUUACAAUAGUUUCCUUAAUUAAUAAGCUAUUGACUAAUCUAAGCUUAGCUAACUUUAAUUAUACUGGAUAGCUCUAUCAGUUCUAAACUGUUCUUCCUAGAGGUCGAGUAAGAGGCGUCCCAUAUUGAUCCUAUGUUACUAUAGGAGGAAACCUAAACUAAACUAACUUUGUUUAUCCUGGAUAGCUCUAUAUCAGUUCUAAAUUGUUCUUCCUAGAGGUCCAGUAAGAAUCAUCUAUUAUUGAUCCAGUGUUACUACAGGAGGAAACCUAAACUAAACUAACUUUAUUUAUUUAUACUGGAUAGCUCUAUCAGUUCUAAACUGUUCUUGAUCACUAAGAAAAAAAUCUGAACUUAUAUCACGGUCUCAAAAAACAGAAUAAAAUAUUAUCGCUAGGACAACUCUAAUUAGCAUAUUUUGCGAAAUAGGUUGAACUUCGUGAAACGAAUGCAAAUAUCAAACAAUACUUUGCGACGAAAGAAACUGAGCGUUAGAAGUACUUAAACUUGUGUAGGUCAAGAGAUUUUCAGGUAAUUGAGGUCACAAUGAUAUUAUGGUACUCUAUUCAAAUUGUAUGGCCAAAUUUGGAAAAUCGAUGUUAUCUGCACUCAAUAAUUCCGCGCAUUUCUUCCAUUGUGUUGCAUGCAAAGACAUAUUUGUUGUGCUCUUGAGUCUCAAGUAUUGCAAGCGGGUGGUGCGUGUGGGAACUGCUCUAUUGAAACAUUCUUCUGCAUGAUGGUAUUCACUGAUAAGGAAUCAUUACAUCCUGGUUGUCAUAAUAACCAGAAAUAUCAAGCUUUAAUUAUACUGGAGAGCUUCAGGGUAGGACAAGAUAGUUUAGCAUGCAACACGAAACAGCUGCAGGAAAUUUUUAGAUUGAAGAUUUAAAACUUGACCAUUUAAAGUGCCUGAUGUGCAUAUUCCACUGUGCGCCAACAAUUUAUUGUUGACAGAAUUUAGUUUCCCUGAAAUUAAAACCAGAUUUAGCACAAAAUACCGUAAAUUUUAUCUCCGUAAAUUUUAUCUCCAGGGAGACUAAAUUAUUUCGUCCAGCACUAGAUAUGGCUUUAUCAGCUCUGGCCUUCAAAUUUAUUUUCUUAUCUCCAAAAAGCACUCAAUUUUUGAAAACAGUAAAUGAGUGGAGAGCAUGCAGAGUCACAGAAUAAAGACAGAAGGUCGACUCAGCCAAAAAAGAGUAACCACUGCCAUGCUAUGAUUCGUCAUCAAAAUGCUGACGCCAUGGUCCUAGCCAGUGCACAUAAGAGAGGCAUUCACUCAAUAUUAUCAGGGGGUGAAUUCCUCUCAUAAACGCACUGGCUAGGACUAUGGCGUCAGCAUUUUGAUGACGAAUUACGGUUAAGCCAAAAUCAUAGGACAAUCCAAGAAGUUUGUCUCUAUUCUGUGAUGGAGAGCUAGCUGUGGGAUUUGUAAACAGAGGAAUGGAACAAAGUACAGUAUUUUUCUUGCCAACCAGAUAUUGUUAUGCCAAGUGUUUUUAGGCCAUAUAUUUAUUUAAUGAUGUCAUAAUUUUGUUUCUAUUUUAAUCGAAAAUUGUUCAUUUAAGUACUUAGUAUGAAUUUAUCCUAACCACAAUGCCAGCCAGAUUACCAGCUAUAAAUAAUGGAUUGUGUUUAUACAAAAGAGCUCUUUAGGCGAAGAUAAGUGCUUCCAGCAGGAUUUUAUCUGCGCGCCCCCAGGCGACAUUCAAAGGCAGACAAUGACAUUGAACUCGAAUCGUAGGCACAAACAUUUUAGGCCAUAAUCCUGUGUUGUCACGUUAAAUAUUAUUAUUAUUAUAAUUAUUAUUAUACAAUAUUAGACACUCCCAGUUGGGCUUUUCUGGAUCUAAUUUCAAAUAUGAAAUUCUUUUUUAUCUGAAACAUCCAAAAACUAAUUUUGAGUUUUGAACUAAGGUAUAACGUAUAGUUCUAGAAUAUUAUAUAAAUCUGUUAAAAAAACAUUUUUAGUUAAGUAUUCUUCUAAAAACAUACGUUUGUAUUCUACUUUAAAAAUGAGUCAAACAAUGAAUAUCAAUGUUUUUAAGAGACUGAGGCGGAGAAUUCCACAAGGACACAGCCCUAUAAUGAAAUGUUCGUUGACAUGCAGCAGCUGAUCUGUACAUUGGAAUAUCCAAAAUAGUGUUCUUUUGCCUUAUUGUAAUUAACGUCAUGAACAUCUGACCUGACAUGAAACUUCUCACACAAAUACGAUGGUGCCAACCCCUUCAAGCAUUUGAACGCAAAAAUGGCUUCUCUUAAUUUUGACAUAUAUUUGACUGAAAGCCAGCCCAAUAUACUGUCCUGGACUUAAAAGUAAGCUGCAUCCACAAAGUGAUAGUGAUCUCUAUUAUUAGAGCAAUGACUAAUGACGCACAUACACUUCAGACAAUAUGCUAUGUCAACACAGGGAUGCUAAAUCCUCCCACAGUUAUUAUUCCACAUGGAAUAUUUUUGGUCAAACAUAAACUUUUCCACGAGUUGUUUAUGCGCGCACUUUACGCGCUCCACAUCAUCAUUGUUGAUUUAAAAAAGACAAAAGAUGAGAGAGUGUUAUAACAUAUAACAAAAAGAAGCUGAUCUUUUUCCAAGCGAUUUGGAAAUUCUGAUUUCAGGAGGAACCAGACAUACUACAGCGCGGUGCUCAGGGGCAUGCGCAAAACAAGUUAACCACAAGCGCGAUGUGACAUACUAUUUUUGAAUAUAUAAACACCAUAGCUUUUGAUUCCGAACAAACUAACAGACUAGUGAACUCACGCAGCGAACAUAAAGCGAUGUCAAACUUUGUUUGGGCACUUCAUUUUCCAUAACAUAAAUUUAACGAUAACGGUUCAUCGCAAAUGUAUCAAGUAGCGCGUAGACGAGUUGUGUGCUUGACACGACUCAAGUUGUAAGCAAGUUACAUGCAACAGUUUUAGGCAAAGGUCCUUUAUAGCUAUAUGGAACUGAUAUUUGAUAACCUGGCCGGCCACGUUUCGGCGCACGAAUAUAUUAUAUAUUUGCGCAAUCGCAUAACUGGAUAAAACCUGAAAUUUUACCUGGAAUAGUUGUGCGCCAUCCAACCACGUACAUAAUUGCUCCUGGUUUACCACAAUUAUCCCUCUGCGUAUACACGCUUGAUCUUUAAUUAUCCCUUUCAAUCUGCCAACAAAAAGUACAUGACGUGAGGCAAAAUUACUGAUAAGCUUACCAAUGACAUCAUGUAUAAUAAUGCAUUGUAUGUUUGUUUUAUGGUAAAUACAUCCUUCCUGACGCGCGGGCCAAAACUGCUCUUAUACUCUAAUCCUCCUACCAGACAAUUUUUGCACAUGAAGGUUAAUCAUAAUGACUUUGUUCUAAAAUUUCUCUAUUUGGCAUUUAUUGAACUUUUCAGUAUACUGAAUAAAGUUUGGGUUUCCUCCUGUAGCAACAUUAGAGGAAGAACAGUUUAGAAUUGAUAAAGCUAUCCAGUAUAAAUAAAGUUAGUUUAGUUUAGGUUUCCUCCUGUAGUAACACUGAAUCAAUAAGAGAUGAUUCUUACUGGACCUCUAGGAAGAACAGUUUAGAACUGAUAGAACUAUCCAGUACAAAUAAAGUUAGUUUAGUUUAGGUUUUCUCCUGUAGCAACACAGAACCGAUAAAAAUAGCUCACAGAAGAAAGGAUUCCUACGUACAUAGUUAUUUUUGCAUCUCGGCAUAAGACCACUUAAUUUUGACAAAAUUAGACAAUGCAUCGAGGAGGUUGUUUUGACAGACGCUGCCAAAUGGCCUCUUCAUUUCAGGAUAUACAGGCGGUGAGGAUUAGAAUAACCUUUCUUGUCUUGUCAACGGAGGGUUUGUAAUUUAAGUAGUUUUAAAAACUUUUUGGUUUUCCUAAAACAAGUUUAUACUGGAUAAUUCUACCAGUUCUAAGCCGUUCUUCCUACAAGUCCAAUAAGGAUCAUCUCUCAUUGAUCCAGUGUUACUACAGGAGGAAACUUAAACUAAACUAACUUUAUUUAUACUGGAGGAAUCUAUGAGUUCUGAACUGUUCUUCCUAAUGGUCUGAGUAUAAGUACAUCUGUUAUUUUUCCAGUGUUACUGGCGGGGGAAAUUGAAGUACUCUGGUGUAAAGCACAAUCGAUUAAGUACUGGUUUGCGGAUAAAAAUAAUGGUAUUAAACACAAAAUUUCAGGCUGAUAUACUUCAAGAUUAUAGCAUAUUUCGUGAGAGUAGUGUUGUCAUGUAAGCCAAAUUUAGCGCAGCGUUUUAUUUAUAAACAUUCACGUUUCCUGCACUUGCGUUAUUAAAGCGAUACUUCCUCUUUUUAGUAUAACACUUCUAUGCAUGGGAUUCAAUCAUUCCUCAGUUUACUUAGAUCAAAGAUUUACGAUGUAACAUAAUGCCAUAGGAUGCAGGGUACGCCUGGAUAUUAAAGAGCACUGGAGUAUUAAAUUUAAACCUUGCCCAAUUUAUGGUUUUAAUAGAACCAUAUUAAAAAUGCGAUGUAACUAGACUUGCAAAAAUUUCAUCAUUCUGUUUAUGCAAACGUUUUCCCGUAUUCUGUCUGGCACGAGUUAAUCCUACAAUGCUAGGAUCUUGUUAUAUAAGGCAUGACCCUUACUGAGCCUUGCCCUUGGGGAGAACAGUUUGGAACUGAUAGAGCUAUCCAGUAUAAAUAAAGUUAGUUAAGUUUAGGUUUUCUCCUGCAGUAAUCUGUAUAGGGAAAACAGUUUUGUACUGCUGGAUAUAGACUACAAAUUGAAGAUUUUGGCGAACUUGCUCUCGUAUCUGAUGUCAAAUGUGGACGAUUAACAUUCUUAGCUAAUUAAACAAAGUCAUUUAUGUGGUGUUAAACUCUUCAUUCAAAAGUACAAAUGGUGAUUAUAGUAUUAAAAUUCACAGCUAAUUGAUACAAAGAAUUUGUAGAGUGCCAACUACUCGAGUCAAAGCACAAAUAGUGAGUAUAAUCUACCAUACACAUGUUCACAUUGAAGUAGUUUGACACCUUUUUCCAAAACAUUUUAAUGAGAUAAUUAGCUGUUGCAAUUAGGUGUUAAUUAUGUGCUAAUUAGGAAGACUUCAACGCUUUGAUGGGCGCUUGAAAAUGGAUGUUUACCACAUUUUAUAACCACUGUAUUUUCUUUGGAAUGAAUUUUGUGAUUGAUUUAGCUUUUUGAACGUUUUUGGUUUCUAAGCCUACUUGUGCAGAAGAGCGGACAAAAUAGUGCUGUUCUCUCAAGCGAUUUUUGCUGUAAUGAUCAUUUGGCAGUGAAUGAGAUACGAGACUAAUUCAUUAAUUAUAAACUUUUGUAUGUUUUAAUGUUCAAAGAGCUGGCUUGGUUUUCUUGGAGGUCCAUAUUACGUACACAUAGGUAAUUAAUAGCUUUAUUAGCAUGACCAUAAAUUUACAGUAUUGCUAAAGCAUUACAAACAAUAUAUAGAAGAAACUAUGAUAAACUAGGACUAUUACAGAUUAUUAUUUGUGGAAUGAUUUAUAAUAGACUAAUACAAUAUUAAGAAGAAUUAAGAGGAAAGAAAGAAGACAAGUAUAUACUAUUUACAAAUAAGGUGGUUAUUACAACCUUUGCUAAUCCGCAUUCCUGGUUUCAAGGUAUUUAAGUCUUUGCUUGAAACAUGAAUACACAAAUUUUGAAAGUUUGGUUAUGAUUUGACUAUCAGUUGACUUCAUUAGAUCCGCUGAUAUUAGAUCCGCACAUAUGUACAGCAAAAAUCAUUUGGCAGCGAAUGCGUUGCAAGGCUGAAGCCGCUUUUCCACAAGAGUGAACCCGCAAGCCCUCUGCGGGAACUUUCAUCCAAUGACAAUGCUCGACAGUUUUAUGUUAAUUAAGUUGGUUUUAUGUUAAUUAAGUUUAUACCUAGGGUUGGUACUGAAGAGAAGCGAAAAACAGUGUAAAUUUUUUAUUUGCCCAACCUCAACAUUAGUCAACAUAAUGUUUACCCAACCCAUGUGUACUGUACUUCAUAAUAAUUAAAGAUUAUGGUGACAAAAAUCAAAGUUGCAUAAAUUCUAAAAGCUCACUCACACUCACACUCACACUCACUGAGUGUGCCAAAGCAAUUACGUUCCUGCUGAUCAAUGAUAGAGUCCUUUCUCAAUCACUGAUGGUCUAUUUUGGUACAGAAUGUAUUGUACACAUUUUUCUUCAUAUUUUCCAAUGCGUGGUAAUUUUGGUUUUAUUUCAUAGCUGACAGACAGCGAUAAUUUUCUUUACCCAACCCAUGAGCUAGUCAAAAACGUGAUUACCCAACCCGUAUUUCUUCGGUGUCAACCCGGGUAUAAAUAAUAAACGGUCCCUAAACGUUUGCGUGCCUCGUAAGCCCUCUUGCACAGAAGAGCAGGAUGUCAUUUCACACGGUUUCUUUUGCGUAUGUAUACAGGAAAAAUCGAAACUUUGUUUCCUUUGGCUGUAUGAUAUGAAAUUUAAUAGUUGCAACGGGCUGUAAGUGAAUUAUACUACAGCAAGAUUUCUAGAUCUAUUUGGCAAGACUGAGUUUCCUUUGUGCAUAAGUGUACGGCAUAUAGUUGUGUUUUCUUUGGCUAGUUUGUUGCUACAAAGAUCUUGUGGCUUUGAAUGAGUUGCGUAGUUAUUAAGUAAUUAAGCUCUCCAUUUUAAUUAAGCCGGCAAAACAUAAGAGGAGUAUGAUUCUUUUGACAAUUGGCGAAUUGCGUUUCUUUGCGUAUACUACAUAUACUGCAAAACUUAGACUGCGAGCAAAACUCAAACAUUUUCUUUGUCGCUAGAUCUUUUGCUCAUUGAAUAAGUUGAGGAUAGACUAUUGUUAUUGCAUGUUUUAGUCUACAAAAGAGCUAGCAUGCCUUAACAAGAUUUCCUUGAAACGAAGCUUAGUAAUUAGUCACUUCCUGUAGUAAUAAUAUAAGAUCAAUCUUUAAGAACAAUCCUUACUGGACCUCUAGGGAGAACAGUUUAGAACUGAUUACUGAUAGAGCUAUCCAUUAUAAAUAAAGUUAGUUUAGUUUAGGUUAAUUUCCUCCUGUAGUAACACUGGAUCAUUAAGAGAUGAUCCUUACUGGACCUCUAGGGAGAACAGUUUAGAACUGAUAUAGCUAUCCAGUAUAAAUAAAGUUAGUUUAGGUUUCCUCCUGUAGCAACACUGGAUCAAUAGGAGAUUAUCCUCACUGGACCUCUAGGAAGAACAGUUUAGAACUGAUAGAGCUAUCCAGUGUAAAUAAAGUUACUUUAGUUUAGGUUUCCUCCUUUAGUAACACUCGAUCAAUACAAAGAGAUGAUCCUUACUGGACCUCUAGCGAGAACAGUUUGGAACUGACAGAGCUAUCCAGUAUAAAUGAAGUUAGUUUAGUUUAGGUUUCCUCCUGCAGUAACAUUGAAUCAAUAACUACUAUUACACGAAUACUGAAGUACUAUAAAAACACGAGCCGGUGUGCUUUAUCAAAUAUAAAAUACUAGAGUGCAGCUCGAGUGAUUUCUUUUGUAUUUUCCUCAUGAAUUAUUAAUGCCUUUUUAAAGGAAUAAUCCUUACUGGACCUCUAGGGAGAAUAGCAAUUUAGAACUGAUUGAUGUAGUUUAGUUUAGGUUUCCUCCUAAUCGUAUUACUCCAUAUAAAUAAUAUUGUCAUUACACCCCUAUAUUUCAUAGACGUAUUAAUUAUCCUAUAAUUUUCCUGUUUUUGUCUUUAUGACUUUAAAACUGGAUUAAACUAUUACAAGCAACCGCGGUGGUCAAUUCCCUUAAGAAAAUCGGGGAAAUUAAAAUGAGGAUUUGCGCAAAUUGUCCUGCCAAAUUACAAUUACACACUCCCGCUGUGGUUCGUUGUGUUUGCUUGAAAACAAACUGCCCGACAAUUGUGUGCAUUUACUAAUUAGAAGAAAGACUUUCGCUAGGGGCAUCGAAGAAUCGUUUAAUUUUCGAGUUGGGACACAAAUCACGGCAGGUUAUUGUAGCAUACACAAGACCACCACGUCUAAGACUUUGUUUAGCGACAGGCGCAAUUUCCUGCACAAAGUUUCUAUAUUGGUUUACUGUUAAAUUGGUGGUUAAAUUGGUUUAUUUGUAAAUAUUUCCUUUCUGGGAUUUUAGUGCUAUUUCAGAGGCGUAGUUGACUAUAAAAACCACCCAAGUCGAAAUUCCCUGAAGUAAUUAAAAUAAAUAACGAUUAACUAGUAACUGUGCCAGAAACAUCUUCAUGUAGACUUGCCUACAGGCUACAGGUCUAAUCUUCAUGCAACGUCGUGGAAAACAAUUACGCACGCUGUUCAGCAGACCCAUAUUUUCCGUUUUAAAAUAUGGAUCUGCAAGCAGGGAACUACCCUGUAUUGCACAGUUCACUGUAUUGCGCAGAGGAAACUUGAUAAACUUAGGGAGGCCCGAUUCACGAGGCGCUACCAUGGUUGGCGUCUUGGCGCUGAUUGGGAAAAUUUCGAGCCUCUACGGAUCGUCAGAAAUGGGAAUCUCAGAAUCUUAUCAACCCCUUUCAACAAUAGACAACUUGCAUGUUAGACUAAUUUUUUAUUUAGGAAAAAAAAGUAAAUUCCCGUAAAGAACUUAUUAAAAUUAGUAGAAUUGCAAAAUUUGGUUACGAAAUGUUGUAAAAUACAGAAAAUAUAGCCUUGCGAAGUUUGCAUAUUUUCAGUAUGUUUGUAUUACGUGCGGAAAUUGUUACCAGUUUUGAGCCGAAAAUGGUAACAAUUUCCGCACGUAAUACAAAUAUACUGAAAAUAUGUAAACUUCGCAAGGCUAUAUUUUCUGUAUUUUACAACAUUUCGCAACCAAAUUUUGCAAUUUUACUAAUUUCAUUAUGUUCUUUUUAACUGUUGUGUUUGAUUCCCUUCUCUUUGCUUAGAUUAAAAUUUAGUCUAACAUGCAAGUUGUCCAUUCUUUCGGCGAUCUUCAUUACGAUUUGUGAGUUUGUGCUGUCCGUGAGUCAGGAUGGUUUGUUAUUAUUAAAAGGUCGAUCAGCGCAAUUUUUUAAAUUCAAUUUUUUUUUGGGGUGGCGGCCUUUAUAGAAUAUUGGUGGAGGUGCGGACCCUCGCUCCUCCCUGCAUCCUACACCCAAUUCCUAAUGUUGCUGUAACAUUUAGCAUUCUCCUAACACACAUUUCAACUUCUUUUACUAGCCACUACAGUUUUAUCCAAUUCCAGCAUGAAAAUCUACUUCGACCUUGGCUACUUCAAGAACGGCAUGGCGGUGAACCGUGAUGAGGUGCACCUGCACAUGUCCCCCCCUGAUCCAGCUGACAGAAACAGCUUCAAGCCGUUUGUACUCCGAUUAAACGAUAUCCACACAAACAAAUUGAUCAGGAAAUACAAAGUACCCGCGUUUAACCAAGGCUGGCAAGUAUUGUCGUUGAACAAAUGGACGAAUACGUGGGUCAAGAAUUCGAGCUCGAACAAAGGGGUACUGAUCACCAUACAUCGCGGGGGUGGAGGAAAGGAGGCGAAUAAGAACCCGUUUAUUAAGUUCCCGAGUGGUAACGACCCGUACAUGAUUAUAUACACAAGCGAAAGAGUCCAAACCCUGAUGGCAUUGAGAUUCCUUAUUCAAAACGCGCUAAACUCUGUCUCCGGAAACACGCAAGGAAGCCAGCAAUCACAAGGUGGUCAGCGGUUGACACGUGAUCUGAGCCAUCGAUCACAAGGUGGUCGGCGGUUGGCACAUCGUCUGAGCAGGCGAUCACAGGGACAGCACGUGACACGUAAUACGAGCCAGCAAUCACAAUGCAAAGCGGUUGAAACGGACAAGAACCUGACGGACUUAAAAGUGAAUGGUCGCUCUGUCAUCAUUCACCCAAAAGUUUAUAAGAUGUUUAAUUGUUCCAAUUCGUGUAUCAUGCGACCAGCGAGAGGUUACUUUCAUACGACUCCAAAUAAUGGUCCAAGUAAGGAGAAAUACUGUUGCGUUCCAACAAAACGUCUUGAUCUGAUGGUGUUACUAAAAGAUCCUCUCACAGGUGAUAUCGAAGUCCAACUAUUGAAGAAUUUUUUGCCGACUGGAUGUAUGUGGUCAAAACAAUAAUCUCUCUCUCCUCUCCACAGCGACUUUAGUGGAAUUUGUAGUAUAUAGAGCACAUAGUUAAAAGCCCAUUUUCCACUAGGCAAAUUUGUUCGCGCAAAGCGCAAAUCUUGGCAAUGUGAUUGGUCAGCGAAAAAGCUGGAUCAGUUCCUACUUUUUUACUGUUCGCGCAAAAAAAUUCGCCUAUUGGAAAAUGAGAGACCAGUGAUAUUUAAAGAGUGAAGGACAAUGUCUGUAGUAAAUAAACCCUCAGGGGAUGAAAGAAUGCACGGUAAAUUUGUGCGCCAGCCCAUCACCCCUCUAAAAAUCACUAGUCGCUGAACUCCGAGGAAAGAGAACUUGAGCAAAUAUAUGAUCAUUUCAUGGUGACAAUAAACUGUUUUGGUUUGAUGUACAGUACAACUGUAAGACGAUGAACCAGGACCUACGGUUAUACUAAGAUUGACAAUGAUUUGGCAUCAGACUUAACAUAUAUUAUAUUCUAGCAUAGUCUAUCUCAAGAUAUGAUGGUCUGGAAACUGCAUAGAAGGCAUUGUGUUAUGUUUUUGUGUCUGAGUUUAUGUUAAUUUGUGCAACGGUGAUUGAGCUCAUUGUAUUUUCGUAUAAUGAAGUAAUCGUCCAAUAGACCCAUUGCACUGACGUCACAAAUCCUUAGAGUGUCCUCCAGAUGCUCCCUAACAAUAUCUGUCCGGGUACAACAACCACAUACAGCGCAAAAAAUAACCAUUUUAAUACAAAAUUGUUAUAAAGUUUUACAAAAUUUGCUCUGUUUACAAAAGUUAUAUUAUGCAUGGUUGCUAAUUUGUCUUCCAGAUGCAUCACUGGCGCUGUGACGUCAUGUACAAUGGGUCUAUAGGGAUAGCUGAGAUGAAACGUACAACCACGAUGAAUAAUAUUUAAUGAAGUUGAGACAAAGGAUUUGUGCACGGUGACGUACAGUUCAACAACACACAGAAGUCUUCUAUUUUGUGGCUUUGAAGUUUGCCCGGCUUCCAGACCAUCACAUCUUGACAGACUAUGAUUCUAGGGAUAUGCUAAAUUUUAAUAGUUAUGUCUGGCAAAUCAUAGUUAUACGUGACAUUAUUAGGCAUUCCACAAUAUCAGACAUUUCACUUUGGGAUAGGAGGUAACAAAGCUUGUUGCCAUAAUGCUUUGAGAUCAUUAAGAAACCCUUUACCAUCUGUUCCAGACAGCGCGGUUGCUUCAAUAUAAACUAUUGAGUUGACUACUUGACAUGAAUUUUAGUACUCUACCUAAAAUUUGAAAUUUUUAAAUACUGCUAUGAUGGGUUGUAAAGGUAGCGAGGUACACAUUCUGGAGUGGAGGUUUAUACAUGUAUGUCAAAAAUAUAUUAUUAUUAUUAUAUAAAACUUAUUGCAAUGCAAUAAAAUCUUG
Molecule: messenger RNA, 14461 nt
Organism: Paramuricea clavata
Lineage: Eukaryota; Metazoa; Cnidaria; Anthozoa; Malacalcyonacea; Plexauridae
Source: the annotation of a GenBank genome assembly